Lactuca sativa (garden lettuce) is the source of this 372-nucleotide messenger RNA. Lineage: Eukaryota; Viridiplantae; Streptophyta; Magnoliopsida; Asterales; Asteraceae. The record is from RefSeq and is a predicted model, not a curated record.
AUGGAAGCCAUGACAAAGAGAUAUGGUGUCACACACCGGAUAUCGACCACUUAUCAUCCACAAACAAAUGGCCAAGCCGAAGUGUCAAAUCGAGAAGUCAAACAAAUUCUUGAGAAGACGGUCAACACUACACGAAAAGAUUGGAGCUUGAAGUUAGAAGAUGCAUUGUGGGCGUAUCGGACCGCCUACAAAACUCCAAUUGGUAUGUCUCCAUUCCGCCUCUUCUAUGGAAAGUCUUGUCAUUUACCGGUGGAAUUGGAACACAAGGCAUAUUGGGCUGUUAAAAAGUGCAAUUUCAUUCUUGAAGAAAGUGGAAAGCACCGAAAAAAUGCAACUUCAAGAAAUCGAGGAGUUGAGGAACGAGUCUUAUGA